AUGUCACCUGCACCAAUUGAGAUAUUUAAGAAUUACCUGGCAACUGUUGGUACUCCAGUACCACAGUUGACAAAGAAUGGUAGUGACCUUUCAGAAGAGUCAAGGCCUCUGGUGGUGAUGCUGGGCUGGAUGGGCUCACAAGCACCCUAUCUCUACAAGUACACGGAGAAGUGGACAUCACAAGGUUUUAACGCAAUGCAAUAUUGCACUGGCAUUGCAGAGGUCUAUAUCAUUCCAAUGCGUACCAAGAACAUCCAGAUCAUGUUGGCACAGAUCAAGAAGUACAUCAAAGAUCAUCCCUCCUGUCAAGGUAUCAUCUUCCACUGUUUCUCCAAUGGUGGUGGCUUCUACUACUCUGAGAUCUUGGAACAGAUAUAUAACAAUCCUGAAUUCAAACAUCUUCAUCAAUACAUCAAGGGAAGUGUGUUGGAUAGUUUGCCAUCAUUGAGUAUCCGUGCUGCUAUGCGUGCAGGUCGUGCAGCUGGUGGACUCAUUGUAUACCUUAUCCUCUAUAUCUUUGUAUUCCCUCUCUUGAUGCUCUUUGCCAGGAACUUCUUUGAUCAAUACAAGUCAAAUCUCUCCAAUCCCAAGAAUCAAUGGAGUCAUUUGAUUAUAUAUAGUAAGGAUGAUGAUGUAGUUACAUCUGAUCAAGUUGAUAUAUUGUUGGAGGCAUUGAAGAAUAAGACAUUUGCUACAAAGAGUGAUUUGCUUCAGGUCACUUGCUUUGAGAAGUCCGCUCACGUAGGACAUCUUCGUCAUCAUCCACAAGAGUACAUCUCAAGUCUACAAUCAUUUAUCAAGAAUGUCAACAAACAAUCAACAACAACAACGUCAUCAAGAGCAUAA
Acytostelium subglobosum LB1 is the source of this 846-nucleotide messenger RNA. RefSeq lists its product as hypothetical. Bases 1 to 846 code for a protein of 281 amino acids. Lineage: Eukaryota; Evosea; Eumycetozoa; Acytosteliales; Acytosteliaceae. The record is from RefSeq and is a predicted model, not a curated record. The transcript has 3 exons.